CACGUAGCGGCAGUGAUUGCGAUGCUUCAUCACGCUGUGCCAUGGCGCCUGUGGGUGGUCAUGGAGGUCUUCGCUCAGAAGAAGGCCCAGUGGGUGGAGUUCCUGGAGAAAGCGGGAAGCGCAGAGCUUGUGCUUUUGAACCUGUGUGACUCCGGCUCCCUCUGUGACGACCUCCUCCGGCAUCUGCCCGGGAGCAGCGUGAGGCUGAGCCAGUUCAGUGGGCCAGUGGGGCUAAGUGGGGCGGCCGCCCUUGCCGCGAUGGCUCGUCGCUCUCAACUCGACAUCCGUUUGCGUGUGACCGCAAUGCCAACGGAGACAACUGAGGGCAACUGGAGAUUAGAUCUCUAUCCUGCGAGCUCUGACCACGCCUCCCACACGAGGCAGCUGCCUGGUGGCUCUCACACCCGCCCGCCACGUCUGGACAUUAUUGCGGGAGAGCCAUGCAACCCGCGGGACUUGGCCGACGCCAUCAUUUCCCUGACCCCCCAAGAUAAGAGGUUCUCGAGCCUGUCGCUAGAGUUCCAUCUGUGUAAUGAGAAGCUGAGUGAUGAGGAGCUGCGAGAUCUCCUGCAGAGGCUGCAGGAUGAAGACAUCAGGACGAGUGACUUGGAGGAAGCGCGCGGUGCGAGCCUCACGCACGCUGUAAAGUUUGGCAGGUAUCUAUUUCUUCUACUAGUCAUCGGCGACCAGAUGAGUCCCAGAGAACUAGCAGUGCAGAGUGCAGCACCGGAUGCACUGAAGGCAAUGAUCGAAAGAAGGCAUUUCCUCUCCAGGCGAGACAACUUUUAACGUGGCUGCAGAGUUCUGAAUUAUCGGAACUAUUGAAUUAAGUCGAUGAAAGUCAGUUUAGAUGAUAUUAGAUCACCACACAAUAUGCAGAGGUCAUUGAUCAUUUCUAACUUGUGCCAGCAUUUAAUGUCGACAUAGACGACAUUUAAUGUUGCCGCAGACAUAUUUUUUCGUGUGAUUCAGAUAGUGUCACAUAAUUUCGGAGCUGCGGCAUCUGUUGUAUUUUGCUCUCUCAAGUUUAUGAUGAAAAUGUUGAUAUUGACUGAAGAUGAAUAUCUACCGUACCUAAUAUUAAUGCAGAGCCAACCUGUGAGUGAGGGGCUUGUGAGGAAGGCGACUGUGUCCUGCCCAAAUUGUAAUUUAUAUUAUGUGCACUUAUGAUGAGAACUAUUUUCUUUUAUUUCGAACUUUAGGAUGCGCCAACGAAUAUCUGGUUCCUCUUAAUUUUAGUACAAUUUUUGUCAUUAGUGAGUUUAUGUUUCAUCUAGAGAUUUUGAACUAGUCACAAAGAUAAAAUACCUGUUGAAUAAGUUACACCCAUGCAAUUGAGAUAAAAAAAAAUCAGUAAGUAAAACAUUCAUAUGAAGUUGACGAAAAAUUCGACAUUUUGUACGCUGGAAUCGCUAUUUUGAUCUCGAUCUUUGGCCCUGACUUAUUCAAUUGUAUUCUAUUUGUUAUCGUUUAUUUAUGUAUUUUCUUCAACACCGUACGGCUCUGAUGACGGUGUUACCCACGUGAUCAAGUGAUGUCCUUUUAUUUUAGCUCAUUUGACAUCGUGUUCGUUCAACCGCGUUACCCUGAAUUAGCAUGACUCGGCGGAAGUACGUUAUUUCGCCCAAUAUUUCCCCUUGAAUUUGUUAAGUAAUGCAUUGUGGCAACAGCAGGACAGCGUCACAGACUUGGUGGAAAAAUUUACUCAACAUGAUUAAGAUUAAAACCUUGAGCUUUAGAUAAAAUUUAGGUGCAUCAUUCCGGACAUGGAAUUGGUUAUAAUCAAAGUCAAGUGCAUUUCGUCGUGGGAUUACUCCGGUGUGGCGAGAACAAACGAGUUUUAGAGACGAUUGUUUAUUUUAUUCAUGCAUGUGAAGGUAUUUAAUUUGAAGUGAAAGCACGAUUCCCCGACCCCAAGACCCUUCCUGAUAACAGCUGCCCCCCAUCCCCUUAUUGCCCAUGGAUAUACCGUGUCUAAAGCCACCCGUGCUCCUAUAGACCAAACUAUGCAUGUAUAUACCGUGUCUACUUACUUAAGGACGAGUAAGUAGAAGACUUGCAUCGCAUUCCCUAGUCUAAGCCUUAUGAAGGCUCUAGUGAAGAUUUAUUGUUGCCUGGAGUGCCUACUUCUUUGUUAAGACAUCGGAAUAAGUUCGUUUAUAACUGUGCCUUGCAGUAUAAAAUGUUGUUUUUAAUACAUGUUAAACUUUAAAUGCUUAAAUUUAAGACUUUAUAUCAAUUUUUAUACACAUAUCUUCUAAUAAAAUCAUCAUGACGGAAUCUC
Molecule: messenger RNA, 2284 nt
Organism: Hyalella azteca
Lineage: Eukaryota; Metazoa; Arthropoda; Malacostraca; Amphipoda; Hyalellidae
Exons: 5
Coding region: 22-789 (255 amino acids)
Source: RefSeq, a predicted model, not a curated record